AUGGCAUCGACGUACGAUGUUGGCACCAGGGCAUGGCAGCCUGACGCUGCUGAGGGCUGGGUAGCCUCAGAGAUGGUCAGCAAAGAUGUGCAAGGAACUAGGGCAAAGCUGGUCUUCAAGCUUGAAAACGGCGAGACCAAAGCGAUCGAAGUGUCAGUCGAAGCCUUGCAAAGCGGAAAUGAUCCGUCACUUCCGCCCCUGAUGAAUCCCACGAUGCUGGAAGCUAGUGAUGACCUCACGAAUUUAUCUCACUUGAACGAGCCGGCGGUUCUCCAAGCUAUCAGGCUACGAUACAUGCAGAAAGAGAUAUAUACGUACAGUGGCAUUGUUCUGAUCGCGACGAAUCCUUUCGCUAGAGUCGACUCCCUAUAUGUCCCAGGUAUGGUCCAGGUAUAUGCUGGGAAGCAGAGAGCAACGCAAGCUCCGCAUUUAUUUGCCAUUGCCGAGGAAGCAUUUAUGGAUAUGAUCCGAGACAACAAAAACCAAACCAUAGUGGUUUCUGGCGAGUCGGGUGCCGGAAAGACUGUGAGCGCGAAGUAUAUUAUGCGGUACUUUGCAACCAGAGAGUCACCCGAGAAGCCAGGGGCUCGUGCCAAACGUGGAAUGGAGUCGAUGAGCGAAACCGAAGAACAGAUUCUUGCUACCAACCCCAUUAUGGAGGCUUUCGGUAAUGCCAAGACGACUCGAAAUGACAAUUCUUCACGGUUCGGUAAAUACAUUGAGAUUAUGUUUGAUGAGAAUACGAAUAUUAUUGGCGCCAAGAUCAGAACUUAUUUGCUAGAGCGAUCACGACUUGUCUUCCAACCACUUAAAGAACGCAACUACCACAUUUUCUACCAGCUUGUGGCUGGUGCUUCUGAUAAUCAAAGAUUAGAGCUAAACAUUCUUCCCAUCGAGCAGUUUGAAUACCUUAAUCAGGGUAACUGCCCAACUAUUGAUGGCGUUGAUGACAAAGCCGAGUUUGAAGCCACCAAAAAGUCGCUACAGACGAUUGGUGUGUCUGAAUCACAACAAAAUGACAUCUUCAAGCUUUUAGCUGGCUUACUUCACCUUGGUAACGUGAAGAUUACCGCCUCUAGAACAGACAGUGUUCUCGCGCCAACAGAACCAUCUCUGGAGAAAGCUUGUACUAUUUUAGGCGUUGACGCACCUGAAUUCGCUAAAUGGAUCGUGAAAAAGCAGUUGAUUACCCGUGGAGAGAAAAUCACUUCUAACUUAAGCCAAGCGCAGGCAAUUGUGGUUCGUGACUCGGUCGCAAAGUUCGUUUAUUCUAGCCUCUUUGACUGGCUUGUGGAAAUAAUCAACCGUAGCUUGGCAACCGAGGAGGUUCUUAACCGUGUUAGUUCUUUCAUCGGUGUUCUCGAUAUCUAUGGAUUCGAGCAUUUUGCAAAAAACUCGUUUGAGCAAUUCUGUAUCAAUUAUGCAAACGAAAAGCUCCAACAGGAGUUCAACCAGCAUGUGUUCAAAUUAGAGCAAGAGGAAUAUCUCAAGGAACAAAUCGACUGGACUUUCAUUGAGUUUUCGGAUAAUCAACCGUGUAUCGAUCUCAUCGAGGGCAAGCUUGGUGUCUUGUCACUACUGGACGAAGAAUCUCGAUUACCUAUGGGGUCGGAUGAGCAGUUUGUGACAAAAUUACAUCACAAUUUUACAGCCGACAAGCAGCAUCGAUUCUUCAAAAAACCACGAUUUGGAAAAUCGGCUUUUACAGUCUGCCAUUAUGCGAUCGAUGUCACAUAUGAAUCAGAAGGCUUUAUAGAAAAGAACCGAGAUACUGUCCCAGAUGAACAUAUGGCAGUCCUUCGAGCGACUACAAACUCCUUCUUGAAACAAGUUCUAGAUGCUGCCUCUGCAGUGAGGGAAAAGGAUGUUGCUUCCGCCUCUUCAAACGCCGUGAAGCCCGCUGCUGGUAGGAAGAUAGGCGUGGCUGUCAACAGGAAGCCAACUCUUGGUGGCAUCUUCCGAUCCUCACUCAUUGAAUUAAUGAAUACAAUCAACAACACAGAUGUUCAUUAUAUUCGGUGCAUUAAGCCCAACGAGGCGAAGGAGGCUUGGCAGUUUGAGGGACCUAUGGUCUUGAGCCAGUUACGUGCUUGUGGUGUUCUGGAGACCGUACGCAUCUCUUGCGCCGGAUAUCCAACUAGGUGGACAUAUGAAGAAUUUGCUCUACGAUAUUACAUGCUUGUUCAUUCUGACCAAUGGACUUCGGAAAUUCGCAACAUGGCUGAUGCUAUUUUAACAAAAGCCUUGGGUACCAGCACUGGCAAAGGACUCGACAAAUAUCAGUUAGGGCUUACAAAGAUAUUCUUCCGUGCCGGCAUGCUUGCGUUUCUGGAGAAUCUCCGCACUAAUCGACUGAACAAUUGUGCUAUUCUCAUACAGAAGAAUCUACGAGCGAAGUACUAUCGACGACGAUAUCUGGAUGCCCGCAUAUCUGUUGUCCGUUCACAGUCGGCAGCUAGGGCAUUUAUUUCUAGAAGGCACGCGCAAGAACUACGCAAAAUUCGAGCAGCCACUACAGUUCAACGUAUAUGGCGCGGUCAGAAAGAGCUCAAGAAAUUCCUGGCCAUCAGAAAGGACAUGAUUCUGUUUGAAUCGGCCGCGAAGGGAUAUUUGCGACGAAAGCAGAUAAUGGAAACCAGAGUGGGAAAUGCGGCGCUAGUAAUUCAACGAGCUUGGCGAUCCCGUCGGCAAUUGCAGUCCUGGCGACAAUAUCGCAAAAAGAUUACACUUAUUCAAAGUUUGUGGCGCGGAAAACGAGCUCGGCGAGGUUACAAGAAGAUUCGUGAAGAAGCUCGAGACUUGAAGCAAAUUUCCUAUAAACUGGAGAAUAAGGUUGUCGAGCUUACCCAAUCUUUGGGCUCCAUGAAAGAGAAAAAUAAAAACCUUGCAGCACAGGUCGAGAACUAUGAAAGCCAAAUUAAGUCCUGGAAGAACCGGCACAAUGCUCUUGAGGCCAGAACUAAGGAACUUCAGACGGAGGCAAAUCAAGCCGGUAUUGCUGUUGCACGCCUUCAGGCAAUGGAAGAUGAAAUGAGGAAGCUACAACAAGCAUUUGAUGAGUCGACAGCAAAUAUUAAACGCAUGCAAGAGGAAGAACGUGAAUUGAGAGAAUCUCUUCGUCUUUCGACGACUGAGCUAGAAUCUACCAAGCAGACAAACAACGAACGAGAGAAGGACAACGUUAACCUCCGACAAGAGCUUGAGGCACUGCGAGACGCGCUGGAGGUGGCGAAGCGAAGUGCCCCUGUUAAUGGAGAACUCGUUAAUGGAAACACAGCUGCAAUAUCAUCCGCGACGGGUCUCAUUAAUCUUGUUGCUUCCAAGAAGCCAAAGCGCAGGAGCGCAGGAGCGGAGCCAAGAGAUACGGAUCGCUUCAGCGGCGCCUACAAUCCUCGCCCCGUCUCCAUGGCCGUUACGAACACCGCUCAUCGCCAAAAUUUGUCCGGCAUAACUUACAUACCUGGCGUUGAUAAUAUUGAAAUGGAAUUAGAAUCCCUUCUCGCUGAUGAAGACGGACUUAAUGAAGAAGUCACCAUGGGAUUGAUACGCAACCUUAAAAUUCCUUCACCGAACACGACACCGCCUCCGUCGGAUAAGGAGGUAUUAUUCCCGUCUUACCUCAUCAAUCUGGUCACUUCAGAAAUGUGGAACAAUGGCUUUGUCAAAGAAUCCGAACGCUUCUUGGCGAACGUCAUGCAAUCCAUUCAGCAGGAAGUAAUGCAGCAUGAUGGUGAUGAAGCAAUCAAUCCUGGCGCUUUUUGGCUUUCCAAUGUUCACGAGAUGCUGUCCUUUGUUUUUCUGGCCGAAGAUUGGUACGAGACGCAGAAAACUGACAAUUACGAGUAUGAUCGGUUACUUGAGAUUGUCAAGCACGACCUUGAGAGCUUAGAGUUCAACAUUUACCACACUUGGAUGAAGGUCCUUAAAAAGAAGUUACAGAAGAUGAUUAUUCCAGCCAUCAUUGAAUCGCAGUCGCUGCCAGGUUUCAUUACAAACGAGAGCAACAGGUUCUUAGGGAAACUUUUGCAGUCUAAUUCUGCCCCAGCAUACAGCAUGGAUAAUCUUCUCAGCCUUCUGAACAGUGUCUUCCGCGCCAUGAAGGCCUUUUACUUGGAGGACUCAAUCAUCACUCAAACCGUCACCGAGCUGCUUCGCCUCGUCGGGGUCACUGCCUUCAAUGAUUUGCUGAUGCGCCGCAACUUCCUGUCGUGGAAGCGGGGACUCCAAAUUAACUAUAACAUCACUCGUAUUGAGGAAUGGUGCAAAAGUCACGACAUGCCCGAAGGCACCCUGCAACUCGAACACUUAAUGCAAGCGACCAAACUACUUCAAUUGAAGAAGGCCACGCUGAACGAUAUCGAGAUCAUCCAGGACAUCUGUUGGAUGUUAUCGCCCAAUCAAAUCCAAAAGCUGUUAAACCAGUAUCUUGUCGCAGACUAUGAGCAACCCAUAAAUGGAGAGAUCAUGAAAGCUGUUGCGUCCAGAGUCACAGAGAAAAGUGAUGUCCUCCUUCUUCAAGCGGUUGAUAUGGAUGACAGUGGACCGUAUGAAAUUGCGGAGCCGCGCGCCAUUACCGCUCUUGAGACAUAUACGCCGUCCUGGCUACAAACUCCACGCUUAAAGAGACUGGCCGAAAUUGUAUCCGCACAAGCGUUAGCGCAGCAGGAGAAGCUUGAAUACGGGGAUGGUGAAGAUUUUGAGGGUCAAAACGGUUCUAUCCCUGAAGCAGAAGAGCCGCUUGAGGCAGCGAAAUGA
Messenger RNA from Ustilaginoidea virens, 4755 nucleotides. RefSeq lists its product as uncharacterized. Gene Ontology annotation, biological process: vesicle transport along actin filament; actin filament organization. Gene Ontology annotation, molecular function: microfilament motor activity; actin filament binding; ATP binding. NCBI's taxonomy places the organism in Eukaryota, Fungi, Ascomycota, Sordariomycetes, Hypocreales, Clavicipitaceae. The coding region runs from base 1 to 4755 and encodes 1584 amino acids. The transcript has 7 exons. The record is from RefSeq and is a predicted model, not a curated record. Gene Ontology annotation, cellular component: actin cytoskeleton; cytoplasm; myosin complex.